Messenger RNA from Penaeus monodon (black tiger shrimp), 2798 nucleotides. RefSeq names its product ferrochelatase, mitochondrial-like (gene FeCH). NCBI's taxonomy places the organism in Eukaryota, Metazoa, Arthropoda, Malacostraca, Decapoda, Penaeidae. The transcript is spliced from 10 exons. The coding region runs from base 101 to 1321 and encodes 406 amino acids. The record is from RefSeq and is a predicted model, not a curated record. Gene Ontology annotation, molecular function: protoporphyrin ferrochelatase activity. Gene Ontology annotation, biological process: heme biosynthetic process.
UCAACUAACAUCAAGUAAGAGAAGUAAACACACGACGUAACCUCGGCUUUGACUGCGCGAAGAGAGGCGUCUGCAGCUGGUGGAGACCCGGCUUCCGAAAAUGAAGAGUAGCAUUGUUAAAUCACUUCUGCGGUGUCAAAAUGGUAUAUUGCGUCCAAGUAUAUGUCGCCUUACGACAUCAAGCUCGACAGGGGGUGAAGCACAGGCUCAACCAAAGCACGAUGUACGGGAUAGCUCCUCACCAAAGACUGGUAUCCUAAUGUUGAACAUGGGUGGUCCACAGACCACAGAUGAAGUUCACGAGUUUUUGCUUCGACUGUUCAAGGAUCGCGACAUUAUUCAGCUGCCAUUCCAAGAUUACAUGGGACCAUGGAUUGCAAAGAGAAGAACACCAGAUAUCCAGAAAAAGUAUAAGGAGAUUGGUGGUGGAUCUCCAAUUUUCAAAUGGACGGAUCUGCAGGGGAGACUACUCUGUGAACGACUUGAUGAACUGCAUCCCGAGUCUGCGCCCCAUAAGCAUUAUGUUGGUUUCCGCUAUGCUCAGCCAUUGACUGAAGAUACCUUGGAGAAGAUGGAGGAGGAUGGAGUUGAAAACUGCAUUGCCUUCUCUCAGUACCCGCAGUACAGCUGCAGUACGACAGGCUCCAGCAUGAACGCCAUCCAUAAAUUCUAUGCUAACAGAUCUGUAGAGUCAGGAAUGAAGUGGAGUGUCAUUGAUCGAUGGUGUACAAACCCCUUCCUUGCAAAGUGCUUUGCUGACAAUAUCAGAAAGGAAUUGGAGCAGUUCCCUGAGGAAAAGAGAAAAGAUGUUUUCAUCCUUUUCUCUGCACAUUCUUUGCCAAUGAGGCAAGUUGGGCGUGGUGAUCCUUAUUCUGCUGAGGUUGGUGCUACAGUACAGCUUGUUAUGCAAGAACUUGGAUUUACAAAUCCAUACCGUUUAGUUUGGCAAAGCAAGGUUGGUCCCCUUCCAUGGCUGACUCCAGCUACAGAUGAUGCAAUUAAAGGUCUUGUGCAGAGAGGAAGGAAGAACAUGAUCUUAGUCCCAAUAGCAUUCACAAAUGAGCACAUAGAAACCCUGCAUGAGAUGGAUAUUGAGUAUGCUGAAGAUCUUGGAAAAGAGGUUGGAGCUGAGUGCAUACGCCGAUGUGCAUCACCCAAUGACCAUCCCUUCUUCAUUGAUGCCCUUGUAGAUGUGGUCAGCAAGCAUCUUCAGGAAGGUCACAGGUGCUCGGAACAGUUCCUCCACAACUGUCCUUUGUGUGUGAAUCCCUCGUGCUAUGCUUCAAAGAAAUGGUUUAGAUAUACCACCAAAAAGUUUUAGUUAUUAAAAAGAGAAGAGUUAAAGAUAGAGGCAUUGCAUACUAAAAGGUUAAUGUGAGACAGUUGAAAAAAUGUAGAUGAGGUGGGUUAUUGUUUUACGUAUUAUAUUUGGCAAACUUUUUACUUGAUUUGACUCUGGUUUGAUGGAAUAUCUUUUUUAUUAUAUUUAAAAAUCAGAUUUGCAAUUAUUUAUUCCAUAUUUUAUAUAAAAGUAGAGAGGAAGAUAUAAUAUUAGCCAAAAUGCCACAAAUGAAGAUUGUGCAAAUAUGAAUUAGCUUAUUAUGAAUUACCAGGGAAUGUAAAUUGUUUAUAAAUUACCAUGUAAACUGCAUUUUAAAAAAUUAUUUAUACUGAAAGUAUACUUUUAUAUAGCCACAAUUCAGGUUUAUUAUUAUGCAGAUAUUCCCUGGCAUUGAGAAAAUGCACAUACACAAUAUUUAUUUACAAGACCACUAUGUGAAGAUCUUAUGAAGGAGGGUAAGCAGUUUAACGAGGUUUGUAAUAGGCCAAAUGGUACCAAAGCAGGGGCAUAUUACUACUUAAUGUGAUAUUGUAAAUUUUUCUGUCUUCAAAUAUGACCUGAGAAAUUAUUUGUUGGAACUAGCUAUUCAUUUUUUUUAUUUAUGUUUAGUUUAAUACUAUGGUUAUGGGGUUUAAUGCCUUUAAUGUUUCAUUGUAUCUACCAUUUUUAUUUAAUUGUGUAACAUCAUUCUUAUAUCACUCACUUGUGUUGGAUUUUCUUUCUUUGUUAGUCUACUUCACCCUUUCUUGUAGUAAUAAGCACAAAAUCUUAAUAUAAAGAUGAGUAAGUAAUGAAUUUUUUUCCUGCAAAUUGUCUUUGUUUCUGCUAGUUAAAGCCACAGAACAAAAGAAUUCAGACUUUAACACCAGUUAUAGAGAAAAGAAGGUCAAUGUGAAGGACUGCAGGCUCUUCUUGAUAUCUCCCAAACUGUAGCUUCCAGUAUUAUGUGUAUUUAUUGUUGCACAGUAACCCACUGGCCCCGGGUGACAUGACCAUCACUUCAUGAAAAAUUAUGGCUGAGGGCUGGGUUGGAUGAGAAUGCGCCUUCAAGAAAAUUUUAACUGGGUCAGGGUGACAGGAAUGACUCAUCAUGAAUGCACAAAGAUCUUGGAAAAUGAUUAGACUGGGCAUAUAGGAAGCAGCUCUUGCACUAUUUCCACCAGUAAACAGGGUGGACUGUACCAUUUGUGAGCCAUGGCUGAAAGAGUACUGGCUCCAGAGAAGAGACCAUAUGCAUUAUCAGGAUCUUAUUCCUGCCCACCAAAGAGGAGGCAAGCAAUCUUGAUACCAGACAUGAGUGUUCAUGUUGGCUGGGCCUACAAGCCACACACCCAGGAGAAUCACCAUUCAGUUAAGCAUAUUGCCCAGAUUUUGGUCCAUGUGCAGGCCACUAGGCACCCGGAUCUAAUGGGUUAAGAAAAUGUUAGAAAAUAUAUAUUUGUUAUGUAAAUAUGAA